AUGGCAUCGCGCAACACACGACGAGUGUAUAUUCAAGGAGAACCAACCUUCUAUUCGAUCGAUGCCAUGGCAGCGAUCUCAAGCGACGAGCUGCAAGAUGCCUGGGAGAAGGUGAAGGCCAUGGCAAUACUUCCUGAGCCUCCUGAGCCGAAGCUUCCCAAUUUCGGGCCCAAGGUGCCUAUGAAAACCAAGCUCCAAUCUAUCCAGAGUCUCAUUACUUCCCUCGAAUACAACUACACAGGGACUCUGUACUUCGAUGUGAACAAGAAUCGGAGCUUUAAGAGUAUAGUGAACACUGCAAAAGAAAUCCUCAAGGAGGGCCUGCCAAUCCAGUGUCUAGAAGGAGUUUUCUUGGGGGCUUACCUAACGGCGGGGAUGUCGAAUCUCGAGCGUUUUCCUAUCAGCUUUAAGACAGCAGCGGGCAAAUCAACGCACCGCCACGUCAUUCUUGGUAUUCACCACCAACAGCAAAAAUGGGGAGCGUUGGGCCUAAGUCGAUGCGAUAAGCUUAUGUACAAGGACUUAAAGUUCGAGUCAUUGAGCGAUCUCGUGCUCGAUUACUGCCGCGAGUUUGAGAACGUCUACCACAAGGUGUUGAAGGUUAACGUGGGCUUUCCUUUCACUCACGAUAUCCAUUCAUCCGAGCGAGUCGAAUGGCGGGUGCUUAAUCUCCCUGUUGACAUGAGCAAUUGGGCAGAAAUUGCGAAGCAAUUGGACGGCUUCGGUAAAGAUGCAGCCGAGAUUGAGAUUUUCAAGAAGGCAAAAGGCGAGUUCCCAGCGUGGUUUGGAACCAGAUACGCCCUAAAUGCUCCAGAAGUGGAGAUUGGGCGGUCACCACGAGCAGUCCAGCGUCGUAAUUCGUUCUCAGAUGAUUUCAAUACGUUCGAGGAAGAGCAGCAGACUCAAGAGUCAGCACUAGCGCAGACGCCACGGACGAUCCCCAAGCACAUUAUUGUGACACCAGACGAAUUCACGUUUAAAAAGCCGUCAUCCAUUACCGCGCCAGCUCCACCAACAAACAUUUUUCUGCAGAACACGUCGCCAUUGCCGUAUUUGAUCGAGAUCGAGGACAGAUCAGGACUUUUGGAAAUUGUCACCAAGACACAAGCAACGUUGCAAACAGAAGAGCGCGAUGAGACCAACCCAGAGGUUCAUCCUGCAAAGGCUACAUUCCGCAUUUCAGCUAAUGGGAUGAUUGCCGUGGCUAUCAAGUACAACCCUCAUCGAUCAUUGACCAAGAAGCCUUCGUCACCCGAAAAAUCUUCGGUCAAAAAAAGUAUGAACGGAAAUUCAGACGAGUCUGCUAUGAAUGAACCACUCCAGGUUGUCUCGUUCCGCUGCAUCCCCGAAAAAAUAGCAGACGCGGUGCCAGACGGGGAAUCGUUCACGCUUGAAACACCGUUUGUCUUCAAGGAUAUUUAG
This is a messenger RNA of Phytophthora nicotianae INRA-310, 1422 nucleotides long. RefSeq lists its product as hypothetical. Lineage: Eukaryota; Oomycota; Peronosporomycetes; Peronosporales; Peronosporaceae. The coding region runs from base 1 to 1422 and encodes 473 amino acids. The transcript has 6 exons. Gene Ontology annotation, biological process: regulation of angiogenesis. The record is from RefSeq and is a predicted model, not a curated record. Gene Ontology annotation, cellular component: cytoplasm.